Cryptomeria japonica (Japanese cedar) is the source of this 3114-nucleotide messenger RNA. Its product is annotated as receptor-like protein EIX1. Gene Ontology annotation, molecular function: protein binding. The transcript has a single exon. Lineage: Eukaryota; Viridiplantae; Streptophyta; Pinopsida; Cupressales; Cupressaceae. The record is from RefSeq and is a predicted model, not a curated record. The coding region runs from base 1 to 3114 and encodes 1037 amino acids.
AUGGGGGUGACAUCCCUUUCUCUCCUGUACUGUGUUGUUUUUUCUACAAUUUUAUUUUUGUGUGUCCAUGGAUGUCCUCCUAAUGAACGGAGAGCUCUUCUCAGCCUUAAGGCCGCCUUCACUGACACUGAUCAAAUGGCCUUCCCUGACACUCAUGGAAUUCUGAAGUCAUGGGUGGGAGCUGACUGUUGUCUAUGGAAGGGUGUCCACUGCGAUGAAAUGGAAUUGGGUGGACAUGUUACUCAGUUGGAUAUUAGCAACUUUUAUCUCAGUGCUGUAGACAUUGAUUCAGCUUUGUCACAAUUGAAGCAUCUCAAAUAUUUGGAUUUGAGUGGUAAUGAUUUUGGGUUAACUUCUUUGCCUCCAGGUUUGGUCUCUUUAAAGAAUUUAUCAUAUCUAAACAUAGCCAGAACCGAUUUUGCAGGUAAUAUUCCAACUCAACUCGGAAAUUUGUCUUCCUUGCGUCAUUUGGAUGUGAGUGAUAAUUCUCUUUUGUCGGAUAACACUAGUUUGGAGUGGUUGUCUAGUCUAUCCUUGCUAGAGUAUCUUUCAUUGAGUGGGCUAUAUUUAGAGGACGUCCAGGCAACAUUGUGGGAUAUUAUUGGUCGUCUCUUCCACCUUACACAUCUGGACCUCUGUGGAUGUCUUUUUAAUUCCACUCUUCCAAUUUCUUUACAAAAUGUUUCCUCACUUGCUGUUCUAGUGUUUAAUAAUAAUGAGAUGCCAGGAUCGAUACCCAGUUGGAUGGGGAACAUGAGCAAAUUAACUUUCCUUGAUCUGAGUUCCAAUUGGUUAGAUGGUUCCAUACCCACUAGUUUCUCAAACCUUCAUUCCCUCGAACACCUUGACCUCUCGAAAAAUGAAAUUAUGGGUAUCCCCCUGGCUAUCACAAAUCUCACCGGUCUUCGAUAUUUGGAUCUGUCGGCUAAUAUGUUGAAUGGUAUACCUUCGAAUUUAGGGGACAUGCAUACUAAUGUGGGAAGUCUUUCUUACUUAGACCUUCACCAGAAUCAGUUAGAAGGUACCAUCCCAUCUAGCUUGGGUUCACUCUUCAAUCUUACUUACGUAGAUCUUAGCGGCAACAGGCUUAGUGGUCCAAUUCCUCCCACUCUAGGUAAUCUCCUGUCUCUUGUCGUCUUAGAUUUACAAGACAAUCAGUUGGAAGGCAGUAUCCCAUUCAGUUUAGGCAAUAUCAGCACACUGAAACACUUAAACCUUUCCGACAACCAGAUGAGUGGAGGCCUUCCCUUGUCAUUUGGUCAAUUGUCUUCACUCGUCACACUUGAUCUGAGAAACAACCAUUUGAAUGAAAGUUUUCCUUCUUUGCUUACGCUACCAUCUUCUCUGCACACUUUUUUGCUCUCCAACAACAGCAUGACAGGAACAGUUUCAGAUCAAGCUCUCUUGCGCAAUAGUUCAAGGUUGGCAGAAUUGGACUUGUCUUACAGUGGGUUGAAUAUCCACAUUGACUCGGCGCCUUGGAUUCCGCCUUUUCAGCUCCAUACCUUGAAUUUCAGAAGUUGUAAUAUUGGAGGUCCGAUUCCCAGCUGGAUUUCAACUCAAUUUGAACUUGAAAACAUGGACCUGUCAGACGCCAACCUUGUGGAAGAUCUUCCAUCUUGGCUAUGGGAAUUUUCAUCGGGAUUGAUUCGAUUGAACCUGUCAAACAAUCAUUUGGAGGGUCCUGUCACCGUUACUUCAAUCCCACUUCCACUGAAUGUGUUGGAUCUGUCUGCAAAUGAAUUGAAUGGUCCUUUAUUGCUAGGUAUUCAGCAUACAGUAAAUUUAGAGGUGCUCUUACUUUCAGACAACAAAAUUGGAGGAUCAAUUCCAGUUUCCUUAGAGAGACUGACAUCUCUAAAACUUCUAGAUUUGUCAAAUAAUCAGCUGAGAGGACAUAUUGCUGAUAGUUUGUGUGAUUUGCAAUCGCUUGAAGUGUUGCAUUUGCAGAACAACCAUUUAAGUGGACAUAUCCCUGCCGGCCUGGCCAAACUGUCGGCACUUAGAUUGCUCAACCUAGCAAAUAAUGAUCUGGAGGGUGAGAUUCCUAAAGACUUUGGAAACUUAACACUGCUUCUCUCUUUCCAUCUUGGAAAGAAUAAUCUGCAAGGACUCCUUCCUCUGUCCUUAAUAAAACUUUCACAGCUGGAGGUGCUUGACGUGGCAGAAAACAAUUUGACAGGAAACAUUCCAGAUUGGAUUGCUAACUACUCAAAUCUACAAGUUCUUGUUCUGAGAUCAAACAAUUUCAGAGGUAAUCUACCUCUACAGAUCGGCAAAAUGGCGGAGCUUCGAGUCCUCGACCUUUCUUCGAAUCUUUUGACCGGUGAAAUUCCAAAUAGCUACUUAAAUUUCUCAGCCCUCGUCCAUGUAGAGGAAGAUGUGUCUGUGCUCGGAGAAAACCGUGGGGAACGCUACUUCACUAGACAUUAUCGUGGUGGUCAUGCUGUAAGCGACACAGUGCUUGGAGAAAAUAUUGGCAGAAAAUACUAUUUAGAGGACUUAGAUCUAAUUACAAAAGGAUCGGAAAGGUAUUAUGGUUAUGUCUUUUCAAGUAUGACAUGCAUUGAUCUGUCAAACAAUAGAUUAUGGGGCCAUCUUUCAACGGAAAUUGGAAAUCUAAAAGGCUUGAUGUUUCUAAACCUUUCUAGGAACAGUUUCAAUGGUAACAUUCCAGGUAGCAUAGGCAAUCUUAGUCAGUUGGAAUCGCUGGAUCUUUCUCUUAACAGAUUUUCAGGAAAAAUUCCAGUCCAGCUUGGUUCUCUGGAUUAUUUGGGGUAUUUAAAUCUCUCUUACAAUAAUCUGUCAGGGGUGAUACCACAGCAAGGUCUUCAUAUGAUAACAUUUGAUAAAUCAGCAUUUUCAGGAAAUCCAAAUCUCAGGGGAUGCCCUGUUGAAAGCUGGAAGUGUUCUACGCAUCAUUCACCACUUACUCCUCCUACCAUUGAUGUCAAGGAAGAUGCAAAGCAAGGAUUUUCAUGGUAUGAGCUGAGCAUUGGAUGGUCAAUUAUGGCAGGAUUUUUGGCCGUGGUUUUGGUACUCACUUUCAAAGCGAACUGGAGAAAGAAGAUCUUUGACCAGAUGGACUGUGUCAUACAAUCUGUGUUAGGGUAG